AUGGCUCUCUCUGCCAUCCUCUUCAUUCUCUUCAUUGGCCUCCUGCUCCUCUGGGGCUGCCCUGCUUCCCAGGGCCACCUCCCUCCUGGACCCUGGCCUCUGCCCUUCCUGGGGAAUGUCUUGCAAAUGGACCAGAAGGGCCUCCUCAAGUCUUUCCAGCCACUGUGGGAGAAAUAUGGGGAUGUCUUUACCGUCUAUCUGGGGUCUCGGCCAGCUGUCAUCCUGUGGGGGUACGAAGCAAUGAAGGAGGCUCUGGUGGAUCAGGCUGAAGCGUUCUCUGGCCGAGGGCGCAUCACCAUCAUUGACUCUCUCUUCCAGGAACCAGGUGAUGGGAAGUCAUGGAAGGUUCUACGGCAAUUUUCUGUGACCACCAUGAAGGACUUUGGGAUGGGGAAGCGGAGUAUUGAGGAAUGAAUUAAGGAGGAGGCUCAGUCUCUGGUGGAGGAGCUUCAGAAAUCCAAGGGGGCCUACCUGGAUCCUCAUUUCCUUUUUAACUUCAUCAGUGCCAACAUAAUCUGCUCCAUUGUCUUUGGUGAGCGCUUUAAUUAUCAGGACCCUAGACUAUUACAGCUGCUACAUUUACUUAAUGAAAUCUUAAUCAUUCUCUCCUCCUUCUAUACCCAGGUGUUUGAAAUCUUCCCAGGCAUCUUGAAACACUUUCCUGGCAAACACAUCCGCUUGUACAGCAUGAUUGAAGAAGUGAAAGCUUUUAUCACUGAGAACGUGGAGAGGCACCAGAAAAUGCUGGAUCCCAGUGGCCCUAAGGACUUCAUUGAUUCCUUCCUGCUUCGCAUGGACAAGGAGCGCUCAGAUCUUGAGAGUGAGUUUCACCAGGAGCAUUUCGUUAACACGGUGCUCUCACUGUUCUUUGCUGGUACAGAGACCUCCAGCUCCACACUCUGCUUUGGGUUUCUACUCCUUCAUACGAACCCUGGUGUCUUAGAGAAAGUCCAGGCAGAAAUCGACAGAGUGAUUGGUGCACACCGUCUCCCAGCUCUGGAAGAUCGGGCAAAAAUGCCUUAUACAGAUGCCUUAUACAUCCACAAGAUUCAGAGAUUCAGUGACCUAGUCCCUGUUGGUGUCCCCCACUCUGUCAUCAAGGACACUCACUUCCGAGGAUAUUACCUCCCUAAGGGCAUUACCAUGUACCCCAGCCUGAGCUCUGCCCUCCAUGACCCACGCCACUUUGAGAAGCCAAAUGCCUUCUAUCCUGGCCACUUCCUGGAUGCACAGGGCAACUUCAAGAAGCCAGAAGUCUUCAUCCCAUUCUCCAUGGGAAAACGCCUCUGUCUGGGUGAGAGCUUGGCCCGCUCAGAGCUCUUCCUCUUCUUGACCACCCUGCUGCAGAACUUCUCUUUGGGGUCUCCCAAGGCCCCUGAAGACAUCGACCUCAAGCCCAGGGAGAACGGGCUGGGGAGACCGCCCCCUUUGUUCCAGGUCCGCUUCCUACCCCGCAGAGGAGGGGGAGGGCAAGAAGAAGCACAGAUGUCCUCUGAGUCCUUGCAUCCAGCCCCUGCCUCUGUCCAGAAUUAA
Messenger RNA from Capra hircus (goat), 1533 nucleotides. RefSeq names its product cytochrome P450 2B4. Gene Ontology annotation, molecular function: oxidoreductase activity, acting on paired donors, with incorporation or reduction of molecular oxygen, reduced flavin or flavoprotein as one donor, and incorporation of one atom of oxygen; heme binding; iron ion binding. NCBI's taxonomy places the organism in Eukaryota, Metazoa, Chordata, Mammalia, Artiodactyla, Bovidae. The record is from RefSeq and is a predicted model, not a curated record. Gene Ontology annotation, cellular component: intracellular membrane-bounded organelle; cytoplasm. Gene Ontology annotation, biological process: xenobiotic metabolic process.